This is a messenger RNA of Exophiala xenobiotica, 1795 nucleotides long. RefSeq lists its product as uncharacterized. Gene Ontology annotation, molecular function: transmembrane transporter activity. The record is from RefSeq and is a predicted model, not a curated record. Gene Ontology annotation, biological process: transmembrane transport. Bases 95 to 1678 code for a protein of 527 amino acids. Gene Ontology annotation, cellular component: membrane. The transcript has 4 exons. NCBI's taxonomy places the organism in Eukaryota, Fungi, Ascomycota, Eurotiomycetes, Chaetothyriales, Herpotrichiellaceae.
AUUCUCCAGAUACCUCAUCCCUGCAGGCAGACGGCUGUCCUUUUCUUUCACUCUUCUCAGUGCUUCAGAUUCCCAAGCCCUUUGACAACCCAGCAUGGCGGACAAGAUCGAAGACGAGAAACGCAUGGAAUACGGCAGCGAGGAGAAAGCCAUCGGCCUCUCAUCCGAACCCUCUCCCACCGUCGAGCCUACCAAAGAUGGCCUGCGCACCGUUGACGCCGGCCUCCCACCUGAUCAGGUCGUCACUGAAGACGAGGUCAGCCAGGCAGAAGCUCGCCGUAUCAUGAAAAAGAUCGACUACAGAAUCAUUCCUCUCCUUUCCGUUUUGUACCUACUUGCAUACAUCGACCGAAGCAAUUUGGGUAACGCCAAAAUCGCCGGCAUGUACGACGACCUCGAGCUGUACGGCAUGAAAUACAAUACCGCCUUGACGGUCUUCUUCGUUCCAUACGCCCUGUUCGAAGUGCCUAGCAACAUUGUGCUGAAGAUUAUCCGGCCGUCAAUUUGGAUCUCAGUGCUUUGCUUUGCGUGGGGUCUGGUCAUGACUCUCAUGGGACUUGUCAACUCAUAUAGCGGACUUAUAGCGGCCCGUUUCUUCCUCGGUGUGACGGAAGCCGGCUUCUUUCCUGCUGCUACUUUUCUUCUCACCAUCUGGUAUCAGCGCUACGAAGUCCAACGCCGCAUGGCCGUCUUCUACGCUGCGGCCUCGCUCUCGGGCGCCUUCUCGGGCCUCUUGGCCUACGCCAUCGAGAAAAUGGACGGCAUAUCCGGCCUGGCUGGCUGGAAAUGGAUCUUCAUUCUCGAAGGUCUGGCUCCUGUCGCCGUCUCGUUCACCCUUUACUUCCUGCUUCCCGACAAGCCCGAGACCGCCAAGUUCUUGACCAAGCGCGAGCGCGAGUUCGUUGUCAACCGCAUCGCACUGCACACCGGUUCAGGGUCUGGCCGGGUCACGAACGCCGACAAGAUCGGCUUGCCUCACAUCAAGGCCGGGUUCAAGGACUGGCGUGUAUGGCUGUCCAUCAUCCCUUUCUGGGGCUGCAGCAUCGGAACGUACGGAUUCACUGCGACGGUGCCGACCGUGGUCAAGGAUCUCGGCUAUUCCUCUGCCAAUGCGCAGCUGAUGACCAUCCCCAUCUACGUUGCCGCGUUGCUGGCCACUGUGAUCGUCGCCUUCUGGUCCGAUCGGGUCCAGCAGCGCACGCCAUUCCUCAUGGGCGGCUUCGCGAUCGCGGUCGUGGGCUUCAUUGCCGAACUGGCGAUCGCGCAUCCCAAGAUGCCCGGCGUGACGUACUUCUUCUUGUUCCUCGUUGCGAUCGGGCUGUAUUGUCCGUUCACGUGCGUGGUCACGCUGGUUGCGAAUAACCUUGCGCCGUCCAGUAAGCGAGCGGUCGGCAUGGCCUUGUUGAUCAGUGUCGGCAAUAUGGGCGGAAUCUGCGGCUCAAACAUCUACUUCUCCGCCGAGGCGCCGGACUAUCCCACCGGCUUUGGCGUGUGCCUGGCCAUCUGCGUGCUAUCCAUCAUCUCCGCGUACAUCUUGCGUGUGGCAUACCGUCGCGAGAACAAGAGGCGAGACGAGUAUGUCGCGCAAGAGGGCGAGGCGGCGAUCAAGGCCAGGUACACUGAGCAGGAGCUGUUGGACUUGGGUGACAGGAGUCCGUUCUACCGAUAUACCUUGUAAGCAGACGGGUUAGCUAGAAGGAAAAUACAGGCUGCAAGGUUGUGUUUGGGGGGAGUUGACAGGUUAUAGCAUGCACCUGGGAGUUAUAGUGAGAGAAUGAUAACGUGUUGAUCCUGA